This is a messenger RNA of Episyrphus balteatus (marmalade hoverfly), 1397 nucleotides long. RefSeq names its product pyruvate dehydrogenase E1 component subunit alpha, mitochondrial-like. Gene Ontology annotation, cellular component: intracellular membrane-bounded organelle. Gene Ontology annotation, molecular function: pyruvate dehydrogenase (acetyl-transferring) activity. The record is from RefSeq and is a predicted model, not a curated record. The transcript has 7 exons. Gene Ontology annotation, biological process: pyruvate decarboxylation to acetyl-CoA. Bases 100 to 1281 code for a protein of 393 amino acids. Lineage: Eukaryota; Metazoa; Arthropoda; Insecta; Diptera; Syrphidae.
AGCAAAAAUAUUUUCGUUUUUUCACUUUGAAGUUUAAUCAAUUAAAAAAAAUAAGUAUAAUAUCAAGAACAACCGCCUAUUGUGCUAAGAAAAUUAAAAAUGUUUUGCUUAACAAAAAGUAAAAAAUUAAAUAUAUCGCAUAUUCUUAAAACAUGGAAGUCUUCUAAAAACACGAACACUUUUUCUUCAAAUGCAACUUUGGAAGUUCCACCAUAUAAAUUAUAUAAACUGGAAAAUGGACCCUCAACAAGUGUCACUCUUACUAAAGAGAAAGCUAAAAACUAUUAUCAACAAAUGCUUGCAAUUCGGCGAAUUGAAAAUGCUUCAUCGGCUUUAUAUAAAGAUAAAAUCAUUCGUGGAUUCUGCCAUUUGUAUAGUGGCCAAGAAGCAUGUUGCGUUGGAAUGAAAGCUGCAAUGCGUAAUAGUGAUAGUAUAAUAACAUCGUAUCGAGCUCAUGGCUGGUCAUAUGUUAUGGGAGUUUCGGCACAUGGAAUUUUGGCUGAACUUACUGGACGCAAAACAGGCUGUGCACGUGGAAAAGGUGGAUCUAUGCAUAUGUAUGCUCCGGGAUUCUAUGGUGGCAAUGGUAUUGUUGGAGGUCAAGUUCCAUUGGGAACAGGAAUUGCAUUUGCCAGCAAAUACAAAGAAACUUGUGGUACAUGCUUGACAAUUUACGGUGAUGGCGCUGCCAAUCAAGGACAAGUCUUUGAAAGCUACAAUAUAGCCUAUCUGUGGAAGUUGCCAGUUAUAUUUAUCUGCGAAAAUAAUAAAUACGGUAUGGGCACUGCAGUAGAACGUGCAGCAUCCAAUACCAAUUACUAUACUCGAGGAGAUGUUGUGCCAGGUAUUUGGGUAGAUGGAAUGGAUAUUCUUGCUGUGCGCAAUGCCACAGAAUUUGCUAUUGAUUAUGUUCUAAAUAAUGGUCCAAUUGUAAUGGAAUUGUCAACUUAUCGUUAUUCGGGACAUUCAAUGUCCGAUCCCGGUGUUAGCUAUCGGAGUCGUGAAGAAGUACAAGAUGUACGUGAAAAACAAGACCCUAUAGUAAAAUUUAAAAACAAAUGUAUUGAACUUCAAUUGAUAACAGAUGAAGAGUUAAAGGAAAUUGACGAACAAGUGAAAAAAGAAGUUAAUGAAGCAACUGAAAAAGCAAAAUCAGAUCAAGAAAUUGAUCUGGACGAAUUGACUUACGAUAUCUAUGCAAAUAAUUUGGAUAAAAGUGUUCGUGGACCAGUUGGACAGUUUCUAAAACAUGAAUUAAAAGGAAAACCUGUCAAUCUUUAAGAAAUAGGAUGAUAAUUUAAAUAUGCCAAUUUUAUUCUUAAAUGUUUCACAAUAAAUUUGUCAAAUUAAACUCUAUUUUCAGUUUGAAAGACAAGUACAAUAAUAGUACAAACCAA